UUUAAGCCGUGCAACUUUGCUGGGCUCCUUACUUCCGCGUGGGCCCUGGAUUUUCAAAAUGAGGAUCUCUCAGCCUGAGGAGGAGGAGGAGGAGGGCGGCGGCGGCGAGCGCCUGGAGGGCAACUUUCCCCGGUUUCAAAGGUUCUGUUCAGCUACCCUUUUGGCUUCAUUUAUAUUGCUUCAUGCCUGUGGAAGGAGUGCAGCUCUGGACUUUAGACCUAAUAUUGUCCUGAUGUUGGCCGAUGAUCUUGGGAUUGGAGAUAUAGGCUGCUAUGGUAACAACACUAUGAAGACUCCUAAUAUUGACCAGCUAGCAAAGGAAGGAGUAAAACUUACUCAGCACAUUGCUGCCGCCUCACUUUGUACCCCAAGCAGGGCAGCUUUCCUGACUGGCAGAUACCCCAUCAGAUCAGGCAUGGCGUCAAGCAAUGCAUAUCGGGCUCUGCAGUGGAACGCUGGCUCAGGAGGUCUCCCAGUGAAUGAAACCACUUUUGCCAAGGUGUUGCAUCAGCAGGGUUAUGCCACAGGACUUGUAGGGAAAUGGCAUCAAGGUGUAAACUGUGACUCUGUGAAUGAUUACUGCCACCAUCCUUUGAAUCAUGGCUUCGAUUAUUUUUAUGGGAUGCCUUUCACUCUUCUCAACAACUGCCAGGACAACAAGCCUCCAGAACUGGAUGCAGCUUUUCAGGCUAAGCUGUGGUUUUACACCCAGCUCAUUGCCUUUGCAGCGCUGACGGUUCUCGCAGGAAAGAUCACCGGUCUGGUCUCUGUUACUUGGAAAUCAGCCGUCUUCUUCUCUUUGUGUGGAUUCCUAUUUUUUGCUUCCUGGUACUCCAGCUAUGGCUUUGUGAAAUACUGGAACUGCAUCUUGAUGCGCAACUACGACAUUACUGAGCAGCCAAUGAAGCUGGAAAGAACGGUUUCUCUCAUACUAAAGGAAGCGGUUUCAUUUAUUCAGAGCAACAAGCACAGGCCAUUCCUCCUCUUUGUUUCUUUUCUGCAUGUCCACACCCCCCUGUUUACAACAGAAAGAUUUCAUGGGAAGAGCAGGCAUGGUUUAUAUGGAGACAACGUAGAAGAGAUGGACUGGUUGGUAGGUCAGAUUCUAGAUGCUAUUGACAAUGAAGGCUUGAGAAACAACACAUUUGCCUAUUUUGCCUCAGACCAUGGAGGACAACUGGAAGCUCAAGAAGGACCAAUCCAGCUAGGUGGCUGGAAUGGCAUAUAUAAAGGGGGCAAAGGCAUGGGAGGAUGGGAAGGAGGAAUCCGUGUGCCAGGCAUAUUCAGGUGGCCUGGAAUGAUCCCUGCCAAUACUGUUGUUGAUGAACCAACAAGCCUUAUGGAUAUUUACCCCACAGUGGCCCAUCUGGCUGGAGGGGCUGUGGCACAGGACAGAAUAAUUGAUGGGAAGGAUUUGUUGCCUUUACUACAACAAAAAGUAAAGCACUCAGAACAUGAAUUUAUGUUUCACUACUGUGGAUCAUAUGUGCAUGCCGUCCGGUGGCAUCAGAAAGGCAGUGAUGCUUUAUGGAAGGCUCAUUAUGUGACACCAAUAUUCCACCCCAAAGGUGCAGGGGCCUGCUAUGGAAAAGGAAUUUGCCCAUGUUUCGGAGAGGGUGUGACGCGUCAUGAUCCACCUUUGCUGUUUGACCUCUCAAGAGACCCAUCAGAGACCACGCCUCUGUCACCGGACACUGAGCCACUGUUCCACGCAGUUCUAAAGAGGAUAGAGGAAGCUGUGCAGGAGCACCGCAGGACUCUCACUCCUGUCCCACAGCAGCUUUCUUUCCGCAACAUUAUGUGGAAACCAUGGCUGCAGCCAUGCUGUGGGACGUUCCCAUUCUGUUGGUGUGACAAGGAAGGUGCCAGUGUUCAUUCAGUUAAAGUGAGCUAGCCAAAGAAUCCUGUUACAAUGAAACUUUUGCUUUCAGUACAGAUAAUACCAACCAAGAGUAAAAAUGAUGUUCCCUAUGUGAUUGUAGCCACUUUCUGUUAAUCAAGCUUGCCUAAUCCUGUCUCUCUCACACACCAAGAUUUGUGCCAUGGCCGUGAUGCAGCUGCAGCUUUUCCUGCCAUUCUCAUAAUAGUCUCCAUAACUAUGCACCCAAAGAGAAUCCAAAAUGUAGGCAACUGUGUUGAUCCAUAUCAAGUUUCGGCAGGCCUUUUGUAGGGCUAAUAGGUUUGAACCGACCCGUUCAGGACCAAGCCGCCCCAAAAUACUUUGCAUUACAACAGGGAAAGCUUACAAUAAUCUGUUGUUGCUGGGGAAAAUCCAUUUUCCCACCAGCUACUGUGAUGAUAGCAGCUAAGCUCAGAGGAAACAGGGAAGCUUCAGGGGAGUGGCAGAUGGCAUCAUCACCCCUGCUAAUCAAAGUGUCUUGGUGCUUCGACCCUGUGAGCCAUGCCUCCACUACACCACCGUCUAUAACCUGUUGUCACUUCCUUCCUUCCAGCUGGACUUUGCAUGACACAGGCGAGGGACAGAGGUUGAGCAACAAGCCUGGCGGGAGGUCCGAAGCAACCACAUCUUGUACCGUCAUGGCUGCAGGGCUGAUAAAGAGGGAUUUCUAGCUUGAUGCUUUGUUCAUCCUACUAGUUCUUGAACCCAAAAAGAAAGCUCACAAUAACUUUGCACCCAGAAUCCAUGCAAGUAUCGGUAGCCAAAGUUGGUGAUGGCAGUGAAUCAUAGAAUAGUAGAGUUGGAAGGGGCCUAUAAGGCCAUUGAGUCCAACCCCCUGCUCAAUGCAGGAAUCCACCUUAAAGCAUACCUGACAGAUGGUUGUCCAGCUGUCUCUUGAAUGCCUCUAGUGUGGGAGAGCCCACAACCUUCAUAUGCCCAGUUUCCCCUUCGAAUGUUCUCACAAAACCAGGAAGAUGCACCUAAGAAACAUACAAGAAAAGGAAGAAAAGAAAGCCAUGUCGAAACUGUCACCUCUCAUAAGGCUGAGUGUAUGUUACAAGACACUUAUUCAUAAAGCU
Elgaria multicarinata webbii is the source of this 2979-nucleotide messenger RNA. RefSeq names its product arylsulfatase D-like. The record is from RefSeq and is a predicted model, not a curated record. Gene Ontology annotation, molecular function: arylsulfatase activity. NCBI's taxonomy places the organism in Eukaryota, Metazoa, Chordata, Lepidosauria, Squamata, Anguidae. Bases 59 to 1894 code for a protein of 611 amino acids. The transcript is spliced from 10 exons.